AUGAAUGCUCGUGGAGAGGCCAACGACUGGGAAGAGACUAUCUCUGCUUCCCUGCAAAAGACUACCCAUUCAAUCAAAAACUUGACCACUACUGCAAGACAAGAAGCUCAUCAGCGAGGCGCUAAAGAUCUGCAACAGUUAAAAGUGUUAACAAAUCAAUGGAAGACGCAAGAUCGCCUGUUGCUGACAGGACUCGAGGCUGUAGCUGCCAUAGUCAAUCCUCAAUUGAGAAAACAGAUGCUGAGAACUCGUUUGGUAUCCAGAGUCAUGAAUGAUAAGGAGGCAAAUAUGACUGUAGAGAAGCAUCGUGAUGAUUUCCAACGCUUCAUAUGGAAGCGCCGUGCUGGCAUGGACAAGGAUACACGAAAGCUUUAUGAGCAUAGCCGAAUAUUUCGUCUUGGAGAAGAAGUGUCGUGGGCAUCAUCAGAACGCAUUCGAAAUUUCUACGUCAACAAUAUCGCUUAUAUGUGCAAGGAUGAAAUAUCAUGGGGUCUAUUGACCAACAAUGAUAUCCUGACGCUGUUUAAUCCCAAGGUCUCCAUCUUACCAGCCCAAGGACACCUACAAAUCGAAAUUAGCAGCGACGGACUAUCAUUUGAACUGUACGAAGCAGCCGCAAAAGCAGCUGAAGAACCAACCAAACCACAAGACACAGCUCCAGUUGUCGAAAAGAAGAGAACAUAUUCCAUUGCAACUGAAGCAACUGACGAAGCAAUAAUAAAACGCCAACAAUCCGUUUUCAAUCGUCAACCAUCCGUGAAUGAACCACGAGCAUCGUCUGUAUUUGGCAUGACAGACCCCACCCGUCGAGCAUCAUCCAUCCAUGGACCACAAGACAGCACUCGUCAAACAUCCUCCGUCCUUGUUCCACCGGAAUUUCUUGCAACACGUCGAUCAACAGCAGUGGCUUCUGCACCUCCUAAACCGCCACCGGUAUAUGGACGUGCAUAUGCUAAUACGCCGUUACUGUUUACAAAUAUAUCCAUGAAGUCGCUGAUUCUCGAUACUAUUGGAGAUUUGUAUAUACCACAAGAAGAAGUGUCGUCGUAUCUGCUAUUGGCUCGGAUCUUGGAUUUGGCCCAUGGAGGUCAUGGAUUACAGGCUAGUUUACUCUUGAAUCCCAAAGACGUUGUUGGUAUUUUGCGCAAAAAGUUGUCCACUUUGGGGUAUGAAGUACCUGAAUUGUCUGAUGAUGAACGUGGAAAAGGCGAUCGAUUGGAUGUUUUCAUGAUUGUUGAGCAAGUGCAGACCCGGUUGUUAUCCGAUAUGAGAAUGUAUUUCGAGUUUACGGUGCCUGCUACUACUGAGUGGUGUGUUGGAAUAUGUGCGGAAAACAAAAUAAAUGAGCAGCCUGAAUAUCCUGGUGCUGAUUGCUUCUCGAUGGGAUUCAGUUCUGACGGUGAAGCACACUGGAAUGGUGGUUCUGUCGCAUAUCAAGAAGAGGGCCCUGAAGGUGUUCAAAAUACUGGGAUGAGAGUAGUAGGAAUCAUGAUGGAUAUGAAAUGGCUUGCGCUUCAUAUGGUGGAAAAUGGAACGAUUCUACCAGCAGCAUUUGGUAAUGGAGCGGAAGCAUUCAAUGAAGAGCAAAUACAAGGACAAAUCGAGCUCUUGAAAACACAACCAUUACUGCCGAUGUUUGCCUUGAAAUGUGUCAAGAGUUCGACAUACAAUGCUACGGUAUACGAGAAACCAAACAUGAAGGUUAAUUUCGGGACUACUGGAUUCUCCUUCCCUAUCAAAGAUAUUUCCAAGCCGUACGAAUCCGUGGCUUCUCGACCCGCACCAAGAAUAUAUUCUUCUAGCACUGCAAGUAGUCAAGACGGGGUACCAUCCCAAUGGCAGCAACUAGUAUCAUCAGACAACAGUGCAACAGAUGAUGCAGUCAUGAAUGAAUUCUUCAAGGUCAAUUUGAUAAAGGAGGUACCGAAGUCGUAUUCCCAAUUCCCUCCGCACGUCUUCAGGAGAUCGCUUGCCGCAUCGAUCAUACAACGAGCAUACAGACGCCACUGUGGAAGACGACUACGAGAACGUAUUCGAUUCGAGCAGUAUGCAGCUGCUUGCAUAAUUCAACGGCUGGCACGUAGAUGGCUUGUAGGAUUUAAUUCUCGACGGGAGGAGUCAGCUGCAUUGAUUCAACGCAACUGGCGCAAGACGCUCUUUAUCAAAGCGGCUAUACUACGAUGUCGUUAUAAGGCACCACUUGCAGUACUACAUCACUCUGCACAUAUAAUCCAACGCGUAUGGAGGACUAUUAAGGCACGCAAGAACCGAAUCCCAGAUGUGCGACGAGAAGUUGUCAAGAUGGCCAAGGUGCAAGCUAAAGAAAAGAUUGUGGUUUGGUGGAGAGAGAUGAGACAGCGCAGACUGAAACGUAAGACUCGUAAGGCCGUUGUUGAUAUACAGAGAUGCUGGCGUGGAUACAAGCUCAGGAAGCUGCUGAGGUCUGAUUUGAGAGAUCGGCUGAGGAGUUUGGGAGAGAGUGUUGCUAUGCAUCGACAUGAGUUGUUAAGGGUUAGAGCUGCUCUGCAGCUACAGGCUGCUUGGAGGGUGUAUAAAGUACGAAAGAUGCGACGAGACUCGAGCAAGAUCCGACACAAGGCUGCCACUCGUAUACAAGCAGCAUUCAAGGGGUACUGGGUGCGCCGCCACAUCCAUUUACGAUUUACAUAUGGAGAAUCCGUGUUUCUGGCUGCUGUAUGUCGAGCUUUACGACAUUGCCAUUAUCUCUUACGAGCCUACAAGCCUUGUGCCCUUGUACCGGGAUAA
Synchytrium microbalum is the source of this 2766-nucleotide messenger RNA. RefSeq lists its product as uncharacterized. The transcript is spliced from 8 exons. Gene Ontology annotation, molecular function: protein binding. Gene Ontology annotation, biological process: mitotic cell cycle; spindle organization; establishment of meiotic spindle localization. Gene Ontology annotation, cellular component: spindle pole. Bases 1 to 2766 code for a protein of 921 amino acids. Lineage: Eukaryota; Fungi; Chytridiomycota; Chytridiomycetes; Synchytriales; Synchytriaceae. The record is from RefSeq and is a predicted model, not a curated record.